UCCGGUGGUAGCGGAAGUACCCGCUGUACGUCCAUUAAAAGCAAAAUUAAUGGCUUUUGUAUAAAAUGCUGUCAAAUUUUGAAGAACCGCGGAUAAAUUAAGAGUUUGUUUUAACAAAUUAUGUUUGAUAUCGAGCGAAGAGCCAGCGAGCAGCACACGUGACGGACAUCGGAGUGGAUUCUCCCGUAUGAAGGGGAGGAGGCUCAACAUGGAGGACUGUUUGCACACUUCCUCCGACAACCUCGCUAAACUGGUGAAAUGGGCCCACAGUCAUGGAACAAUCUGCACCUUGAUCCCCAACCUAAAACACAUGCUGAACGAGGGCUCUCACGGCACCCUGACGGCCAUGUGGGGCUGCAGUGCCGGUCACGCCUACCACUGGCCCCUCAACACCACCUGCAAAACCGGGAACAAGGAACGCAUGUGCUACGCAGAGAGCCGCAGCAUCAACACGGACAGUAUGAUUCAGGCAGCUGCCGUCAUGCAGAACUCCUCGGCCGAACGUUUCCUCGGCAAUGCCGGAAAACACAAGGGCAGCUCCAGCCAAGGCGACUCCAGUCAGAUCCACGACUCCUGCGACAUCUCCAACUGCAGCGAAGCCUCCGAGAUGGACGACAACGGCGAGGAGUACAACAACAACCUGUACGACAUCGUCUGCGAGUCGUCGGCCACCGAUGAAGACGGCGACUCCGACUUCAACCACGCCUCGAACGCCGUGCACAGGAAAAGAGCCAGGAAAGGACCAGGACCCGAGGACAGCACUGACCCGGCGUUGAAGAAGAUCAAACAAGAGAGGGGUGAAGACUAUUACAGUGUGGCCAACCAACAGAUGCCUUGCAGCUCGGAGGGGAACCGCUCUUCUGGAGGCGUCACGCAGUCGCCCAGGCCGAACCUCCAGAACAGGCCGUCCUCUAGUUCUUCGAUGUCCCAGAAGCCUUCCUCUGUAGACGGAGAUGCCCUGGCGGUGUCCUCGUCUCCGCUUGACAACUCCCCUACGUCCAUGAUCAAACCCUUGCGUGCGCCUUUCCACGUUACCCAGAACAAAAUGCACAUGAACUCGAACCCUGCAUGCAGUCAAAGUUUGGCAGCCGUUCCCCAUUCUGGAAGGAUUGACGCUAUGGGGGUGCUACACCGGGACGAAUAUCCCAGGUCUUCUUUGUCUUACGGAGAGGCUUCCAUUGGUGUAAACCCUGAAAUGGAUCUUCUAGCAACGCAAGCACUUAGUACAGAAGUUAGAGCAGACAACACAGGUUCACACGAGAAGAUGGAUUAUGCUGUGAUUUUGAAAGCCCUUCAUGAGCAUCUGGUUCCUGCCGCACACAGUUCAGAAGAGCAGUUCUGCACAUCAGAUCUCAGUCCAAACAGUGAGAGGUAUUUUGAAGAGAGAAAACACCUGGAAGAGUUUAUAACAAGCAUAGAUACUAUAACCCUACAAAACCUGCAGACAGUCAUUGAUCGGAUCCUGGUGUUUCACGAGCGAACGCAGAUGCCUCUGUCCAGUCCGGCCAGACUGGGGGAGCAGGAGCUGUUUCCCGGGAGCGGACUCUUCCUGCCGCACUACAAACUGGCCUCCAUGCUCCAGGAGUCCCGGCAGGACAGCAUGAGACUCUUCCACCUGCUGUUCGAGCACUUCUUCAGCGAGGAGGACCUUAACGGGGCCGUCGCUUUCGGGAAGAGGGGAAAAGUACCUGACGGCAAAAAGAUCUUGGACAGGAGAAGAGUGGAUGGGAUUAUGUCAUAUGUACUGCGUUGCUCUACGAUAGACGGAUGGACUCCUGUGGAAUCAUCGAAGCUGAAGAAGGCCUGUAUUAAUAAAUGCAGACUUCGAAUCGGCCAGAAAAAGAAGCAAGAAUCUUCUCAAGAGUCUUUUAUUUUUUGUGACGAACAAUCUUCUGGCAAAAAUGACCCUUCUUCCUAUAUCUAAUUGCUAAAUACCCAAAAAUGUCCAUUCACAGGCAAAUGCUAUUAUUAUACAUACAGUUGAAAGGAAACACUGUUUGCCAAGUGAUUGAAUGGAAGCUGCCGAUCGGUGUCUUGGACAUGAACGAUUAAACGUGGAGUCGUUAAAAGCUGAUUCUGUUCAGCUACAGCACUAAGAGAUGAAAGAUUCUCGGUCAGACAAAUGAACUAUUUCCAUUUCUUUCGUUUCAGCAAAACCAACAUUAUCUAUACUGUGAUAGUUACUGACUAUUGACUUGUUUAGUCAACACAAACCUGUUUAUAACUAUUCAAAAUAACGUUAGAAUAGUCUAGUGCUUAUUCAUGUUAGUCAUGUAGCAUUGUAACAAUCAAAACAAGUUGUCAAACCAUUUUGAUGGGUUUUACUCAUACCUGAUAUCUUUAAAUAUUACAAUGUGAACUGUUACCAUAUCAAAACCACCUUAAACUGUAUUUUAUUGCCUUUUUUCUUCCUUUUUCCUCUGCUGCUCUGAUUUGUCAAUCAGCAUCCCACUAAAUUGAGGUUAGCCUCAUUACAUGCUUGUGCAUGAUUGACCGAAUAUUGAUUUUAAAGAUUUAUAACCAUCCCACAAAGUUUUUAUUACUCCACAUGUUUUGUACAUUUAAAAUUUUUACCUAGGUGAUAUCCUAUCCACCUUAUUUUGCAAUGUGCACUAAACGUUAAAACUAUUUGCGCUACAAACCAAUGUGUUUCUAAUUACGUUAAUACAUUAAAGACGCUAUAUGAAAGAAAAUAUCCCUUUUUUAUUGCCAAUGUGUGAAAAGCUUGUAAUGAAAUUCAAAAAACAAGAUCUUCCCCAACUUCAUAGGUUGUCUGUGAUAGCCUGUGGACUCAUUUUUAUGUGAAGGACUUGGGAUUUGUUUUUUGUUUUUAUGGGAAAAUACACUAUGUGUUGUUUAUGCUCCCGAGAGCCUCUCUUCCAUUCAAUGACACAUAAAUCGAAUGCUUAUAUUCGGGAUAAUGGCAAAAGAUCUUUUCUAUAAUGUCGUAUAAUCCAACCCUCGUUCAUCUUCGGAACACAAAUUAAGAUAUUUUUGAUGAAAUCUGAGAGCUGGAUCACUCCCCCAUACUAGUCCAUAGGCUUCUAUGGGAUUGAAACUGGCCGGCCCAGAAAAGUUAUAAAAUAGUCCAAAUGAAUAAAGUGGCGUUUAUCAAGCGUCGAGAAUACUUUUUGUACGCAAAAAAAUAAUAAAUAAAUAAAUAACUUCAUUCAACUAUUCAUUUCCUUCUCUUUGGGCCUCAGAGUGAGUUCACGUAGUGUAAUAGAGCAGCACUUCUGUGUUCCUGAAGAUGAACGAAAGUCUUAUGGGGUUGGAACAACAUGAGGGUAAUUACGGACGGAAUUUUCAUUUUUGGGUGAACUAAUCCUUUAACUGCUGUUUUCCCACUGCUGUCGUUUUUGUUGUGCAUUCAUUAUGUUAAUGAGAGGAAAACUUCACCUGCAUUGAAUCACGUUCAGUCUUUUUUACGUCACGUGUGCUCGAGUGCGAGGACAAGCAAAAGUAAAAAGUUGCUGACUGCAGUUCACUUAACGGCCACUGAUGUCGAUAAUAACAAGGCAAUUCUACAUAUAGCCCCUUUAAGAUUUUAUGGUAAGUAAUACGCGUUUGCAAUAUCAAGCAGCAUAAUAUAAAAAUAACUGGAAGCCCCUCAACACAUUCAAUUCACAAAUGGCCGCGGCCACUAUUACUCCACAAAUAAGGUGGAUAGGCCACUUAGCAUAUUACAACAUAUAAAAUUACUGCCAGAAAUGUUAGAUUUGUUUAUUUAGUAUAAAAAAAACCAGACAAUUAACAAUUCCUGUGUUAAAGAUAUUCCUAAAAAUGUCUUGCUGUCUGUGAAGUGCUGAAAUGAGUCUAUAGUGAAAAGGUCACUCAAGGACUCACAAACUUCUGAUAUAUAAUGAAAUUGUUCAUUUGGUAUUAGUAAAGCAGACUUUAAAAUAUUGAAAGGCUCCGUAAGUUUGAUCACUUUUUCAUAACCAAGUAUUAUGUUUUUUUUAUGAACCUAGGUACCGGUAUAUCACGUUGUCCACAAAUGUUUAAUAUAAAAGAAACAACUGAAUUGAGCAUUUAGUAUGUUUAUGAAAGGUCAAUCUUUUUGUAAUGGUUAGGAAGUCUUCACCUGACCAGUUUUAACAGUGUUUUGUUUUUGUACCUUUGAUGCUGAACUUGUCCUUAUUUUAGCACUUCUACGAAGACUAAUGACUGAUGUUCAUUUUCAAGUGUGUAAAUACUCAAUCAUCCUGGUGUGUCUUAAGUGGUCUUUUUUUUGUCAUUUUAUGAUGCGUUCCAAUAAAAUCAAUGACCAAAUGA
Molecule: messenger RNA, 4275 nt
Organism: Pimephales promelas (fathead minnow)
Lineage: Eukaryota; Metazoa; Chordata; Actinopteri; Cypriniformes; Leuciscidae
Product: KIAA1958 ortholog
Source: RefSeq, a predicted model, not a curated record